Molecule: messenger RNA, 1084 nt
Organism: Paramecium primaurelia
Lineage: Eukaryota; Ciliophora; Oligohymenophorea; Peniculida; Parameciidae
Source: the annotation of a GenBank genome assembly
AUGAUUUAGUAAUUGAAUUUAAAGUUAAAAUGUUAAUAGGAUGAUCAUUAAGAUGAGAUAGACAUAGUUUGUUAUAAUUAAUUUUGUACAGAAUUCAGAUUAAAUUGUUUUAAAUGUUAAAAAAAAGGAAGAAUCCAUCAAGAUCAUUUUGAUGAUGUUGAAAAAAUCAAUAGUUUAAUUGAAUUCAUUGAAAAUAAAAAUAAAGAAUGUGAUAAUUUAAUUGAUGAUCUUAACUAAUAAUUAGAAAGUGUGAAUCAAUCAUUUUGUUAAUUAAAAAUGGGAAUCAGAUAGAAAUAUUAAUUAUAUUAACAAAAAUUAGUACUUUUGAAUUCUUAAUAAAUAAAUGAUUUUUUGAAUUCUACAAUCAAAUUUAAUGAAUAUAAACAAUCAAUUACAACAAUCAUUGUAGAAUAGACUAAAAAAUUAACUAAUUCAUUUAAUAAUUUAUAUCAAUAAUUAUAAUUAUCAUCAUUUAAUUAUUAUAAAAAUGAUGAUAAUUGUAUUAAAAUAUCUGAAGAAUUAUAUUAAAAAGGUAUUAAUUAUAUUAUUAUCAUAUCUUAGGUUAUUAAUUAUAUAUGGAAGAUAAGUAUGAAUAGGCUAUUGCAAUAUUAGAUAAAUCAAUAUAAUAAAAUCUCAAUAACCAUAAUUCUUUAUGGUGUAAAGGUAUAUUGAAUUAUAAUUUAAUUAAUAGGUGCAUGUUUAGCAUAAUUAAAUUAAUAUGAAGAAGCAAUCAAAUGGGAGAUCCUAAGCAUGUUAGAUCCUUAUGUGAGAAAGGUAUAUUGAAUCAUAAUUUAAUUAAUAGGUGAAUGUUUAAGACUAAUGAAAAAAUAUAAUGAAUCCUUAAAAUUUAUAGAUUAAGCAUUAUCCAUUGAUUAACAACAUAUUCCUUCUCUAUAGACUAAAGGUGCCUAUUAUAUUUGUUAUUUUUAGGAGAUUGUUUAAGGGAUUAAUUAAAAUAUAAAGAAGCUUUGAUAUAUUAUGAAAAAUCAUUAAAAAUAAACCCAAAUAAUCAAUAUUCAAAGAAUUAAAAGAGUAUAUUUAACAUAUUAGAUUAGAUUUUUGUGAGAAUAAAUUAAAGCGAUGA